AUAGGGUUCAUCUGAAAGUGUGUCAAACAAACUGUGCAUUUAAGUUUGUGCCAUUCAAGGGUUACAUUUUCUAGGUCUCCUAGAUGUUCGUCAAUGUUUUCCUUUACGAGUCGGGAGUCAAACGGCUUCCCUGACUUAGGUUACUGGUUAUAGUGUUCAUAAGAGAGAGGCAAGGGAAGCAGGCGAAGACAAAUACAAUGGCGGAAUGGCUGACCUCUGUGCUUCUAGGUUUAGUAGUUGCCAUUAUCUACAUUUGCUACUGGGCCUUUACUAUACCUCGCAAGCUUCCUCCAGGACCAAGAAUUUUCCCCAGCAUAGGAAAUGUGUAUGGUUUGUUUGGCACUAAGAACAUACUGAAGUCUUUUGUUGCCCUACGAGGACAGUAUGGCGAUCUUUUCACGUUGACAAUCGGCGGGAAAUUUUAUAUUGUUGUAAAUGGUUAUGAAACAAUGAAAGACAUCUUUAUUAACUAUGCAGAUAUCGUAUCAACUCGAUCGGGCAAUUUUUUAAGCAACGAGAUGAUAAAAGGAAACGGCAUUGUAUUUUCAUCUGGCCAUCGAUGGAAAAUAAACAGAACGUUUACAAUGUCCAUGUUAAGGGAAUUUGGAUUCGGCAAAAAAUCGUUUGAAUUAAAUAUCUUGAAGGAGGUUGAAGUUAUUAUUAAUGUCUUCGAACAACAAGCAGGAAAGCCUAUGUGUGUCACAAGCAGUGAUUUCAUAACCGUAAGUAUAGCAAAUAUUAUGUGUGAUGUGACCUUGGGGAGACGUUUUGAUAGCAAUGAUCAGGACUUUCUGGACAUCGUGAACGCUAUCAAUGCAACAACCAGCAAUGUCAACACUAUAGGGGCUCUGACAGCAUUUCCCUUUCUUGCGAAAAUACCAGGGGAUCCAUUAGGAGGACAGGAAACAAUAAAACAAAACCAAUUUUUUCAAGACGGUGUUAGUAAAAUGGUGAAGGAACAUCUUCAGACGUAUGAAGAGAACCAUAUUCGUGAUUUCAUUGACGCUUACAUUCGAAAAAUAAGAAAAGAAAGUCAAGGCAACGAGCAGGAUUUCAAUGAGAAACAACUUUUGCAGAUUGUUAUGGAUCUCCUGGGCGCGGGCACAGAGACAUCGGCCACAAGCAUGAGAUGGUUCAUCCUUUUCAUGAUGACGCACCCAAAAGUUCAAGCACGCAUUCGUGAAGAGAUACAUUACGUCAUCGGACAUUCAAAAUAUCCUUCCAUGAGUCACAAAGAUAGCAUGCCAUAUUCAGAGGCAGUCCUUACCGAGACCUUGCGACUCGGUUGUGUCGCCCCGUUAGCCAUACCCCACGGAUUGACCAAAGAACUGAACUAUGGACAGUUUCGGAUUCCAGACCACGCUGUUCUUAUUCCAAACAUCUACUCGGUUCUGUUUGAUCCAUCUAUCUUUGAACACCCAGAGUCGUUCAUUCCAGAAAGAUUUCUUGAUGACAACGGUAAACUCAAUGGAAAGGAGAAAUACGUGGUGUCCUUUUCUUUGGGUAAGCGAGUCUGCCUUGGAGAGGCCCUAGCACGGAUGGAGCUUUUCCUCUUGAUGACGUCAUUGAUUCAGCGGUUUCAAUUUCUACCAGUGAGUGACGAAUCGGUUUUUGACUUGGAGGGAAUUUUAGGAUUGACCUAUCAACCCAAACCGUUUUAUUUUAUCACAAAAGAAAUAUAAUCGUAAAGUCCUCGUUGAUGAUGAUCUAACAUGAGUUUAUUAUAAAAGUAAUCACUCGCCUAUUUUGUAGAUUUUAACUUUAUUUGAAAUUCACAACACUAAAAAAGUAUUCAAUGCAUGUACAAUAAUUUACUGAAACUACUAUGGACAAUAAUUUUUUAUGUGCAUACUUGUAUAGUUUGAAAAUGUAAUUAAGUCCAAGUACUGAGAGACAGGAUCUCGAAAGUAUCUACAUUUUCUUCGAAUAUGCUUUAAAACAUUGUACAUUGUAAGUUGGAAUUGGAUGUUUCAAUAUAUAAUAACAUUAGACAAUUAUACAUUUAACAAACUCCU
This is a messenger RNA of Magallana angulata, 2015 nucleotides long. RefSeq names its product cytochrome P450 2B19-like. Bases 198 to 1682 code for a protein of 494 amino acids. Lineage: Eukaryota; Metazoa; Mollusca; Bivalvia; Ostreida; Ostreidae. The transcript is spliced from 4 exons. The record is from RefSeq and is a predicted model, not a curated record. Gene Ontology annotation, cellular component: intracellular membrane-bounded organelle; cytoplasm. Gene Ontology annotation, molecular function: oxidoreductase activity, acting on paired donors, with incorporation or reduction of molecular oxygen, reduced flavin or flavoprotein as one donor, and incorporation of one atom of oxygen; heme binding; iron ion binding. Gene Ontology annotation, biological process: xenobiotic metabolic process.